AUGGAAAUAGGGUUUAUUAGAAAAUGGUUCAAAUGGUCACAAGUAGUUUUGGCAAUGUUGAUGGUGCAAAUAGUCUACACAGGAAUGCAAUUGUUGUCUAGAAUCAUUCUUGUCAAGGGUACUUUUGUCUUUGCUCUCAUUACUUAUCGAAAUGUCGUCGCUGCUAUUAGUGUCGCUCCUCUUGCCUAUUACUUUGAAAUAAGAGGUCAUGUAAUGAAGUUUAGUUGGCAAGUUUGGUUUUGGCUCUUUGUCAAUGCCUUAAACGUGUUGGGAACCACAAGUUUGUUCUACUAUGGUUUAAAAGACACAACAGCUACAUAUGCAACCAACUUCCUCAACCUUAUUCCUAUAGUCACAUUUGUUGUUUCUGUCAUCAUAAGAAUGGAGAGACUUAGAUUGGGAAGCAAAGAAGGGAAAGUAAAGACAAUUGGGGCUUUAUUGUGUGUGGGUGGAGCUCUACUCACUGCCCUUUACAAAGGAAAUGAAUUUUUUAUAUCUAAUCAUCAUUCAGAUCAUCAUAGUCCCAUCAUCAUCACACCUCAUCAUCAUUGGACACGUGGCACAAUCAUGUUGCUUGCCAGCACCCUUGCUUAUUCAUCAUGGUUCAUAGUCCAAGUAAAAUUACAAAAACAAUUACCAUUUGUAUACUUGUCAACUAUGUUGACAUGUAUUUUGUCUUCAUUUCAAUCAGUGAUCUUAGGCCUAUUGUUGAACACAGACUCAAUAGCUUGGAGUUUAGGCUGGAAUCUUCAAUUGGUUACUAUAAUCUACUCGGGAAUAUUAGCAACAGCAGUGAAUUUGUGCUUACUUUCAUGGGCCAUAUCAGUUCAAGGCCCAACAUAUCCACCAAUGUUCAAUCCUCUUGCUCUAAUUUUUGUGGCAUUUUUAGAAGCUCUCACACUUGGUGAACCCAUCACUGUUGGAACGUUAAUAGGUGUUGUACUUAUAAUUUUUGGAUUGUACUCUUUUCUGUGGGGAAAAAGAAAAGAGAUGCAAAGGGUGAAAGAAGAAGCAGCCAAUUCUAGUGCCAAUCAUGAGCUUAAUUAGUGAAAAAUUACACAUAAAUACCAUUGAUGAUUCAAUAUCAUUGAUGCAUUUCUCAGUUUGAAACCUGAACUUUACCAUCAAUUAAUAACUACUUUUAUUUUUGAGUAUAAUAGAUAAGAGUAAUUUGCGGCAUAAAUACCUAAGUUUAACUUUCAGUUUCAAAUAAAUACCUAAGUUAUAUUUUUGGAACUUCAUAGGUACUUAAUCUUAAUUGUUAAAUAAUUAUCCACGUGUCAUUUUCUUAUUGGUAUAUUUAAUUUCAAGAAAAAAAUAAUAAUGUGGACCAAUCAGAGAUUGCCACAUGGCAAUUUACUUAAUAAUUAAUAGCCAG
Molecule: messenger RNA, 1378 nt
Organism: Cannabis sativa
Lineage: Eukaryota; Viridiplantae; Streptophyta; Magnoliopsida; Rosales; Cannabaceae
Product: WAT1-related protein At1g25270-like
Exons: 7
Coding region: 1-1047 (348 amino acids)
Cellular component (GO): plasma membrane
Molecular function (GO): transmembrane transporter activity
Source: RefSeq, a predicted model, not a curated record